Rhinichthys klamathensis goyatoka is the source of this 2421-nucleotide messenger RNA. RefSeq names its product insulin-like growth factor 2 mRNA binding protein 1 (gene igf2bp1). The coding region runs from base 484 to 2274 and encodes 596 amino acids. Lineage: Eukaryota; Metazoa; Chordata; Actinopteri; Cypriniformes; Leuciscidae. Gene Ontology annotation, cellular component: cytoplasm; cytosol; nucleus. The transcript is spliced from 15 exons. Gene Ontology annotation, biological process: regulation of gene expression; nervous system development. Gene Ontology annotation, molecular function: mRNA 3'-UTR binding. The record is from RefSeq and is a predicted model, not a curated record.
UAAAUUCGACUCGGUUUUUAGAGGCGGUGCCAUCGCCAAGCGGUAGGAUCCGUGUGACAGUGCAGGGUACAGCUUUAGGUUGAGGGGCAGCGAGAGGAAAGAAUUUCUCCCGAUCCCGCUAUAUAUAUAGGCUACUCGCACCACUAUUCCAUCGUAACAAACAUCAGCUUAAUUCAAACUGUUAUCAUUUCUACAGCGUGCUGGGAAUUCGAAGGUUGCUACAGUGAAGAAUAUUUACCACUCGCCUGCAGGACUUAAUCAGACUACAACGUUACUGUUAGUCGAACUUUCCCCUUUUUAUUUUGGAUUGUCUUGCUGUUUUAUUUUUUUCUCUCUACACGUUUUUAAUUCCAACCGGUUGACAUUUGCACGAUAUUAUAUAUCUGCGGGUGUCUUGGUCCUUUUUCAAAAAUAAGAACGUUUUGACGGAAAGUUUUAUUUUCAUUUCUAUUUUUUUGGGGGGAGCAUUACAGUCUUUCCACGAUGAACAAGCUAUAUAUUGGAAAUCUCAAUGAAAACGUGACCGCAGAAGACUUGGUUAAAACCUUUGAAGAUUACAAGAUUCCAUACUCUGGACAGUUUCUCAUGAAAACUGGCUAUGCGUUUGUUGAUUGCCCGGACGACCAAUGGGCAAUGAAAGCGAUUGAAACAUUUUCUGGUAAAGUGGAACUUCACGGCAAACGAAUUGAGGUCGAACAUUCUGUCCCUAAAAAGCAGAGGACCAGAAAACUCCAGAUCAGAAACAUUCCACCACACCUACAGUGGGAGGUUCUUGAUGGUCUGCUUGCCCAGUAUGGAACUGUAGAGAACUGUGAACAAGUGAAUACAGAGAGCGAGACUGCGGUUGUGAACGUCACAUAUGGGACACGGGAGCAUGCUAGACAAGCUAUUCAGAAGCUCAACGGUUACCAAUUUGAGAACAACGCCCUGCGUGUGUCAUACAUCCCCGACGAGAACUCUGAGGUCGACUCUCAACGAGGCCCAGACAAUGGCCGUCGCCCUGGAUACGGUCCACGAGGAAACCGCCAGAUGUCGCCUGGUUCGGGAAUCCCCUCCAAACAUCAGCACGCUGACAUCCCUCUCAGGCUUCUGGUGCCCACGCAAUACGUGGGUGCCAUCAUUGGCAAGGAGGGCGCCACCAUCCGUAACAUCACCAAGCAAACUCAGAGCAAGAUUGAUGUGCAUCGUAAAGAGAACGCAGGUGCCGCCGAAAAGCCCAUAAGUAUCCAUUCUACCCCAGAGGGCUGUUCAUCUGCCUGCCGCAUGAUCCUGGAAAUCAUGAACCAGGAGGCCAAGGACACCAAAACUGCUGAUGAGGUGCCUCUGAAGGUUCUUGCUCACAACAACUUUGUUGGCCGUUUGAUCGGCAAAGAGGGACGCAACCUGAAGAAAGUGGAACAAGACACUGAUACCAAGAUCACAAUUUCACCACUGCAGGAUCUGACCCUUUAUAACCCAGAGAGGACCAUUACAGUGAAGGGCUCGAUCGAAGCCUGCUGCCUGGCGGAACAGGAGAUCAUGAAGAAAGUGCGAGAGGCAUAUGACAAUGACAUCGCUGCAAUGAAUCAACAGACUCACCUGAUCCCUGGACUAAACCUGGGAGCCAUUGGCCUCUUCCCGCCGUCCUCGGCCAUGCCGCCUCCUUCCCUCGGAAACUCUGUGCCUGGUCCUCCCUAUGGCCCUAUGGGGGCCGCUGAACAGGAGACCGUCCACGUGUACAUCCCAGCCCAAGCCGUGGGAGCCCUUAUUGGCAAGAAGGGGCAGCAUAUCAAGCAGCUAAGCCGUUUUGCUGGAGCAUCUAUUAAGAUUGCACCAGCAGAGGCUCCAGACUCGAAAAUGCGAAUGGUCAUCGUGACAGGGCCUCCUGAGGCCCAAUUCAAGGCUCAAGGCAGAAUAUACGGUAAGCUGAAGGAGGAGAACUUCUUUGGCCCCAAAGAGGAGGUGAAGUUGGAGACGCACAUCAAAGUAGCAGCUGCAGCAGCAGGAAGGGUCAUCGGAAAGGGCGGGAAAACUGUGAAUGAGCUGCAGAACCUCACCGCUGCUGAAGUAGUGGUUCCCCGAGAGCAAACCCCUGAUGAACAAGACCAGGUCAUCGUCAAAAUCAUCGGCCACUUUUACGCUAGUCAGUUGGCACAGAGGAAGAUCAGGGACAUUUUGACACAAGUCAAGCAGCAGCAGAAAGGAGGUAUGGGAGGCCAGCAGGGGCCCCAUCCGCAGGUCGUGACUGAGCCGGGGUCCCCGCAGGGACUGGCACAAGAACCCAGGAGGAAGUGAGAGGCCGGGGCCGCUACCCAGUCAGACGGACAGACAAACGAGCGGACUGACUGAGAGAGAGAGAGUGACACAGACCCAGCGGUAGACAGGGAGAAACGAGGAGCAAACUGAGAGGAAAUUAAAAAGACAAAAAAAAAAAAAAAAAAA